UUUUGGUUUGUUAAUUGAUGCUGUUAUAGAAGUGAAGGUGAGCACUAAGAUGUUUAGACCCCUCCUCAGACGUCUCAAAUCCACCCUAGACUGCUUGAGGCCAUUCAUUGAAGAGAUGGCAGAAGAUAAGAAGCUAUUGGAUCGCCCAAAGGAGAAGCUAGAAAAUCUUAGAAUACAAAUGGAGAAUGGUGUAGAGCUCGUUCGCAAGUGCUCAAGUGUUCGUCGAUGGACCAGCAACAAAAAGGACAAAUACACCAACCAAGUAUUUGAAUUGGAUGAACGUCUUCAAGGGCACUUAAGUAUACUGAUAAUGGAGGUAGCAAGGGAUGUGAGGGAGACCUCGGAUUUGAUAAGGAAUAUACAGAAGGUGAUCAAUAGAAUCGAAGGGAGUGACUUUCAAGGUUCAUGUGACAUAACUGAACCUCCCAUCCCUCCGGUUGAGUUAGAAGUAUUGAACAUGCAGAAAACAAGUAAUGUGAAGGAGACACAGGUUUCAGAGGUCAAUAUAACUGAAGGGAGUGGUGUGGUACAAAAUCGACUUGAAUUUAAAGGUUCUUGUGAUGUACUUGGACCUUCAUCCCCUGCAGUUGGAUUGGAAGAAUCCAAGCAUGGAAGAAAGGAUUUGAUCAAGGAGACAUUGCAGAGAGAAAGUGUAUUUCCCAAGAGACCGGGCCAGCCUGAGUGCCUGUUUUACAUGAGGACAGGUGAUUGUAAGUUCGGUGUAGAUUGUAGAUAUCAUCAUCCAGACUGUGUUUUCAGUCCAACAGGCCUUCCUCUACAACCUGUGAGUUACUUUUCUUGUUGA
This is a messenger RNA of Rosa rugosa (rugosa rose), 805 nucleotides long. RefSeq lists its product as uncharacterized. Gene Ontology annotation, molecular function: mRNA binding; metal ion binding. The transcript has a single exon. Lineage: Eukaryota; Viridiplantae; Streptophyta; Magnoliopsida; Rosales; Rosaceae. The coding region runs from base 50 to 805 and encodes 251 amino acids. The record is from RefSeq and is a predicted model, not a curated record.